Molecule: messenger RNA, 2661 nt
Organism: Galeopterus variegatus (Sunda flying lemur)
Lineage: Eukaryota; Metazoa; Chordata; Mammalia; Dermoptera; Cynocephalidae
Gene: PCDHGA2
Product: protocadherin gamma subfamily A, 2
Exons: 2
Coding region: 172-2661 (829 amino acids)
Biological process (GO): homophilic cell-cell adhesion
Cellular component (GO): plasma membrane
Molecular function (GO): calcium ion binding
Source: RefSeq, a predicted model, not a curated record
AAUCCAACGUUACGGCUCCCACAACACAAAGGGCUGAGCGUUUGGACUGCAAGCUUCGGGCGCCAAAGAAAUUCAGUCCAACAGCCCACUGGUACUCUGCACGGUGACCUGGGUCCGGUGAAUGCUGGCUGUCUCGGACUCUGAGGAAUAAAGACUGGAAUCCCGCACUGGAUGCUGGAAGUUGACUCAGAGAAAACCAACAGAGGGGCAAUGGCGGCUCUGCAAAAGUUGCCACACGACAGAGCGCUAGUCCUGCUGUGCCUCUUUUUGGCCGCCCUGUGGGAGGCCGGAGUUGGGCAGGUUCGCUAUUCUGUGCCAGAAGAGAUCGACAAAGGCUCUUUCGUGGGAAACAUCGCCAAGGACUUGGGUUUGGAGCCCCUGGCCCUGGCAGAGCACGGAGUCCGCAUCGUCUCCAGGGGUAGGACGCAGCUCUUUGCUCUUAACCCGCGGAGCGGCAGCUUGGUCACGGCGGACAGAAUAGACCGAGAGGAACUCUGCGCUCAGAGCGCCCGGUGUCUGGUGAGUUUUAACAUCCUAUUGGAAGACAAAUUGGCUAUUUAUUCAGUAGAGGUAGAAAUAACAGAUAUUAACGAUAAUGCUCCUCGCUUUGGAGUAGAGGAACUGGAGCUAAAAAUCAGUGAAACGACUAUGCCAGGAUUCCGGAUCCCUCUUAAGAGUGCGCAUGAUGCGGACGUGGGAGAGAACACCCUCCAGAAGUACGAACUUAACCCAAAUGACCACUUCUCCCUGGACGUGCGAAGCGGAGUUGAUGGGAACAAGUACCCGGAGCUGGUUCUGGAGCGGGCUCUAGACCGCGAAGAAGAGGCCGUUCACCGCCUGGUUCUCAUGGCUUCCGACCGGGGCGACCCGGUCCGAUCUGGCACCUCCCGCAUCUGCGUGAAGGUCCUGGAUGUGAACGACAACGCGCCUGUUUUUACACAGCCCGAGUACCGUGUGAGUGUUCCAGAGAAUGUGCCGGUAGGCACCCGGAUAGUCACGGUGACCGCCACUGACGCAGAUGAGGGAUACAACGCUCAGGUGGCAUAUUUUCUAGAGAAAAACCCUGGAGAAACCUCAGAGGUAUUUGAACUUAAGUCAACAUCUGGAGAUAUAACAGUUAUUCGGAAUCUAGAUUACGAGGAUGCCAAAUUCCAUGAAAUUGACAUUGAAGCUCAGGAUGGUCCUGGCCUUCUGACCAGAACGAAGGUUCUUGUCACGGUUCUGGACGUGAAUGACAAUGCCCCAGAAUUUUACAUGACGUCUGUUACUAGCUCAGUUCCUGAAGACUCUCCUCCAGGGACCGUAAUUGCACUUUUCAAUGUACAUGAUAGAGACUCUGGGCAGAAUGCAUUUACUACAUGUUCACUCCCGGAGAACCUUCCUUUCAAGUUAGAAGGAUCAGUGGACAAUUACCACCGACUGGUUACAACCAGAGCCCUUGACAGGGAACAGUAUUCCUUUUACAACAUCACUCUAACCGCUAAAGAUGAAGGAAACCCGUCUCUGUCCACGGAUGCUCAUGUUUUGCUGCAGGUGGCAGACAUCAACGACAACCCGCCUGCCUUCCCCCGCACGUCCUACUCUGCCUACAUUCCUGAAAACAACCCUAGAGGCGCCUCCAUCUUUUCAAUCAUGGCCUAUGACCCAGACAGCAAGGACAAUGCUCAUGUAACUUACUCUUUGGCUGAGGACACCCUUGACGGGGUGUCCCUGUCCUCUUACAUCUCCAUCAACUCUGACACUGGGGUCCUCUAUGCACUGUGUUCCUUUGAUUAUGAACAAUUCCAAGACCUGCAGCUGUGGGUGAUAGCGCAGGACAGCGGAAACCCUCCACUCAGUAGCAACGUAUCAUUGAGCCUGUUCGUGAUGGACCAGAAUGACAAUGUGCCCGAAAUCCUGUACCCCACUGUCCCCACAGAUGGUUCCACUGGCGUGGAGCUGGCACCCCGCUCCGCAGAGCCCGGCUACCUGGUGACCAAGGUGGUAGCAGUAGACAGAGACUCAGGCCAGAACGCCUGGCUGUCCUACCGCCUGCUCAAGGCCAGCGAGCCUGGGCUCUUCACGGUUGGACUGCACACGGGCGAGGUGCGCACAGCGCGGGCCCUGCUGGACAGAGAUGCGCUCAAGCAGAGCCUCGUAGUGGCCGUCCAGGACCAUGGGCAGCCCCCUCUCUCAGCCACCGUCACUCUCACCGUGGCCGUGGCCAACAGCAUCCCCGACGUCCUGGCCGACCUGGGCAGCAUCAGGACCCCCACCGACCCUGAGGAUUCAGACUUGACUCUAUACCUGGUCGUGGCAGUGGCUGCUGUCUCCUGUGUGUUUCUGGUUUUUGUCAUCGUGUUGCUGGCACUAAGGCUGUGGCACUGGUACUCAUCACGCCUGCCUCGGGCUGUGAGUGGCGGGUUGGAGGGUGUGCCUGCCUCGCACUUUGUGGGUGUGGAUGGGGUGCGGGCUUUCCUGCAGACCUAUUCGCACGAGGUCUCCCUCACCGCAGACUCGCAGAGAAGCCACCUGAUCUUCCCCCAGCCCAACUAUGCGGACACACUCAUCAGCCAGGAGAGCUGUGAGAAAAAUGAUUUUCUAUCAGCACCUCAAUCUCUACUUGAAGAUAAGGGAGAAGAAACAUUUUCUCAGGUAAACUGUCUUUUACAAUAUACCUAA